AGGUAGAAGCCUGGCAAACCUUGAGUUCGUUGGAAGACAUGACAAGAUAGCCGGGUUAAGUGAAACUAGUUUUACAGUGGCACUCGAAGUAUAUAAGCCCUUCUACAUGUGCAGUCACGGUGGAUGAAGAGUUUACUUUUACGCAUCAGAUUGGUGAUCUGGUGCUAGUGAACGUGUUGCGCAACGAGUACGCCAUCGAUAUAGCACUCGACCCUAUGAAAAUGGGGCCCUUCUGUUGCGUACCGAAUCCGAGUCAGAAUAUUUAGAUCUAGACGCAUAUGCAUAUGUUAAGAUCGUUCAUGACAUAAUGAUUCAAAUGGACGUGCCCAGGUCUACAGAUCUACCGUGACAGCCGGAGUUCUCGGUCUGGCCAGUCACAUCGGCCAUCGUCGGCUCUUUGAGCACGACCAUGUCGAUCGAUCUCUCCCUCGAGCGUAUUCGCCCCUUGGCAUCACAUCUUCCAUCGUAUUCGCGCCCUACUGUUCACGUCGCUGGCACGAAUGGUAAAGGAAGUGUCACAUGCAUCUUGUCCUCCGUCUUUCUAGCCUCGGGUCUUACUGUCGGUCGCUUCAAUAGCCCUCAUCUCCUAUCCGUCCAAGACUCCAUUUUGAUCAACGAACGGAGCAUCUCGCUUCGAGAUUACAAUCUUGCACGCGCAGAUAUUGAGAGCGCGAAUCAAGAACAUGGCACUGAGGUUUCCAGUUUCGAAUUGUUGACCCUCGUUGCACUGCAGGUUUUCGAGAAAUUCGCAGUGGAUAUUGUGGUCAUCGAGGUGGGCAUGGGUGGUCGCCUGGACGCUACCAAUGUCAUACCAGACGAGUCCAUACUCCUCUCUGCUCUCACGGCAGUCGACCUUGAUCAUCAAGCAUUCCUUGGUAACACUGUCGAACUCAUCGCAAAGGAGAAAGCUGGCAUUGCAAGGAAGAACAAGCCUUUUGUCUUAGGCAUUCAGAAAUAUCCUACUGUCGAAAAUGUUGUGCGAUCGGUCGUUGAUCAGACUGGCGGUCACUUCAUAGCAACUCAGUCCGCGCAACGGCGAGCGUGGGAUGAGACCAUAGAUGGUCCACUACCAACUACAGUCUUGCUGAAUGCAGAAUCAUUCACACUUCCGCCUGCUCAGCCUAUCGCAUUCACCAGUUCCGCUUUCCCUAACGGCCUGUCCGCACUUUUAUCUUUGAAUGGAGCCCAUCAAGUGGAUAACUUGAGUCUCGCAUUGACUGUCAUAUCUACACUUAUGAUGCACCCAUCGUGUGCAACGAGGAUGCCAAAGAAUUUCGGCGAGCGUGUCAUGAAAAACAUUCAGGCAGGCAUUAGAAAUGCGACCUGGCGAGGCCGUUUAUCAUUCCAUCGACUCGCGAUUUCCUCCCCCAUUCCACGGGUAAUCACUGUACUUGUCGAUGGUGCACAUAAUCAUGCGUCAUCAGAGACCCUCGCUUCCUAUGUCUCGAAUCUCAUCGCAAUGUUGGACAGAAACCCACAAGUGCGGAAAUUACGAUUGACUUAUGUCCUCGCGCUUUCCCAUUCCCCCCAAAAAAUCCCGAAGGAUACCCUAUCCCCGCUCUUCGCCUCUCGAAAUAAUACACAGCUUUCAAUACAAACGAAAGUUGCCGCGGUACGAUUCACAUCCCCGGAAGGAAUGCCCUGGGUGAAGUCUGUGCCGCCGUCUGCGAUCGCCGCUACUGUGCGUGAGUCUGUAUCAGGUGUAGGGUUGUGGGUUGCGUCCGACGAAGGGGAUAUCCAGGGGCAGCUCGAGAGUGCAUUGGAAUGGGCGACUGCGGAGGAGACAGAUGUUCAGGGAACGGGAGAAGAUGGGGUACAAGAGCUAGUGAUCGUCGCGGGGAGCUUAUACCUCGUGGCGGAUUUUUACCGUCUUCUCGCAAAGCAGGAGGCGGUCCCCAGUUGACAAGGGGGAAUUGGUCGGACCGACAUUGGUGGAGUUCUGAUGAUUGUUGCGAUGUCCUCAGAAAUUUCGUUACAAUCGGGGUUCAUGUCGCCACGUGUGGGAGCUUUUGUUUGAACAUAUGAAGCAAUGAUCGAUGAAGAC
Molecule: messenger RNA, 2044 nt
Organism: Suillus paluster
Lineage: Eukaryota; Fungi; Basidiomycota; Agaricomycetes; Boletales; Suillaceae
Product: Mur ligase
Exons: 1
Coding region: 410-1903 (497 amino acids)
Biological process (GO): folic acid-containing compound biosynthetic process
Cellular component (GO): cytoplasm; cytosol; mitochondrion
Molecular function (GO): ATP binding; tetrahydrofolylpolyglutamate synthase activity; dihydrofolate synthase activity
Source: RefSeq, a predicted model, not a curated record